Messenger RNA from Stegodyphus dumicola, 2502 nucleotides. RefSeq lists its product as uncharacterized. The record is from RefSeq and is a predicted model, not a curated record. Lineage: Eukaryota; Metazoa; Arthropoda; Arachnida; Araneae; Eresidae.
AUGAUCGAUGAGAUAGAGAGCAAGACGAAAGUUGUCCCAGUAUUAGGAUUAGUAUGGGAUUUAGAAAAAGAUAGUUUGAGUUGCAAGAUCGAAGAAACAUUUAACUUGAGGGAACCUAUUACCAAAAGAAAAGUUUUGUCAAUUACCCAGAAAAUUUUUGAUCCCAUUGGCUUUACUGCACCGAUAACUGUAAUUCCUAAGCUAAUUUUGCAAGAAACAUGGAACCAGAAGAUUAAGUGGGAUGAAGAUCUUCCUCUUCCCCUAAGUGAGCAGUUUGGGACUUGGUUGAACCAAUUGCCUCUGCUAUCUCAGAUUGAAAUUCCUCGUUGGUUAAAUAUUGAUUACGAAAACGAAGAUACCGUAGUGCUCCACGUUUUUUCGGAUGCUAGUAAAAGAGCCUAUGCCACAUGUGCAUUUUUAAGAGCUGAAACCAUCGAAGGUGUAAAGGUUCAGUUAGUAAGUGCGAGAAGUCGAAUAGCCCCUAUUAAGGAACUUACGAUUCCACGGCUUGAACUUCUUUCCUGUCUGAUAGGUGCCAGGCUUGCCAAAACAAUUCUAUCAGAUUUGAAACUUAAGAAUUGUAGAACAGUGUUCUGGAGUGAUUCUUCUACAGCUUUGGGGUGGAUAAGAAGGGAUCAAGCAUGGGGUACGUUUGUUCACAAUCGAGUACAAGAAAUAAGAUCGCUUACCAGAAUAUCUGACUGGAGGCAUGUACCUGGAAGUUUAAACCCAGCGGAUCUCCCAUCGAGAGGAUGUACUAUUGAGCAAUUACAGAAAUCGGCAUGGUGGGAGGGCCCAUCGUGGCUUUACUUACCAGAAGACGAGUGGCCCCAUGUAGAAGAAAAGCCUGAUGAAGAACUUAUAAACAAGGAAAAAAGGAAAACGAUUCUGACUCUUCUAGAUCAUGGAGACAAUUUGGACCGGUACUACAAAUACUUCUCUUCAUAUAGAAAAACCGUGAGAAUGAUCGCUUGGAUUUUCAGGUUUUAUCACAAUUUAAAGAACAAAGAUAAAAACCUCACUCCUGAUGUCUCAGUUGAUGAAUUGGAGAAUGCUGAAAAGGCACUUUGUAGAUUGGUACAGAAAGAAUCAUUUACAGGUAUAAAACAUCCCACUAAUCGUGCGUUGAGACCAAUCGUAGACCAAAAUGGAAUUAUCAGAGUCAAAACGAACGUCCUACAGAGUCAAGAUGAUGAAAAUUUCCGAUAUCCAAUCAUUUUACCUUCAAAAAACCAUAUUCUUGUUGAGAGACUAAUUUACGAGAAACAUCUAGAACUCCAGCAUGCUGGUGUCAGCACUUUAAUGACAAAUCUUAGAGAAAACUUUUGGAUAUUAAAAUCCAGAAAAAGUAUUCGAAAUAUUAUCAGAAAAUGUGUAAGAUGUAAAAGAUUUGUUUCACAAAGAGUGGAAGUCGAGCCAGGAUUUCCACCCGAAGAUCGAGUCAGAGAAGGGGCGACUUUUGAAGUCGUCGGUGUAGAUCUAGCGGGUCCUCUCUAUCUCCGUGAGGGGUCUAAAGCGUGGAUAGUCUUGUAUACAUGUGCCAUUUAUAGAGCCAUUCACCUCGAACUAGUUACUUCUCUAUCUACAGAAACUUUCAUCCAAUCUUUACGUAGAUUCAUUGCCAGAAGAGGUAGACCUUAUGUGAUAUAUUCCGACAACGGAACUAAUUUUGUAGGGACUAACAGUGUUCUUAAGAAAGUUAAUUGGAACGCCAUAUGUUCAGCUGCUUCUAUCCAAAGGAUACGAUGGAAGUUCAACCCUCCGACCGCCGCCUGGUGGGGAGGUUGGUGGGAGAGGCUUGUGCGAAUGGUGAAAGAAAAUUUAAGAAGAGUGUUAGGUCGAACGUCCUUAAAUUAUGAAGAAUUAUAUACUAUAUUAUGUGACUGUGAACAAGUGAUUAAUUCGCGACCUAUCACAUACGUAUCAGAGGAUAAUCAAGAUCCAUCACCACUGACCCCUAUGAUGUUCCUGCAAGAAUUGCCGUCAUCAGGAGUUCCUGAUAUGGACUACGUAGAUUCCAAAGAACUAAACCGUCGAGCCAAAUACCGACAGAGAAUAAGACAUGAUCUACGAAACAGAUUUCGUAAUGAAUAUCUUGGUCAGUUGAGACAACAGGCAAUAAAGAAGGGAAAAUUUCAACAGUUGCAAGUAGGCGAUGUCGUUCUAUUGGAAGACAGCCAGAGACGACGCAUACAUUGGCCUUUAGCCAAGAUAGUCGAGCUUUUCCCCAGUAAAGACGGAAUAGUUAGACUAGCGAGGGUCAAGACAAGAAAUGGAAUUCUGCUUCGUCCAGUGCCCCGGCUUUUCCCGUUGGAGAUCUCUACUUCCGAAUCCGUUGGCCCUCCGUUCCCCGACAGAGCACCUCGAGAUAGAAACGACCAUGCAACUGGUCAGGCUGAUCAGGCUGCUAGUAUUCCAGAACCUGCCUCAAGUCCUCGAGUGAUGACCAGAGCUGGACGAGUUGUUCGGCUCCUCCUCAUCGACUGGACCUGUGUGUAUUGA